Molecule: messenger RNA, 1371 nt
Organism: Poecile atricapillus (Black-capped chickadee)
Lineage: Eukaryota; Metazoa; Chordata; Aves; Passeriformes; Paridae
Product: indoleamine 2,3-dioxygenase 2-like
Exons: 10
Coding region: 65-1357 (430 amino acids)
Biological process (GO): 'de novo' NAD+ biosynthetic process from L-tryptophan
Cellular component (GO): cytoplasm
Molecular function (GO): indoleamine 2,3-dioxygenase activity; heme binding; metal ion binding
Source: RefSeq, a predicted model, not a curated record
UGCUGCUGGCUCAGCACAUGCUGCCAGGGGGGUGGCCAGGCCAGAGCACAGCCAGUGUUCAGCAAUGCAGGCCAGCGGUGACACCGAGGAGCCCCCACUGCCUCUGGCACUGAGCAGGUUUCAGGUCUCCGAGGAGUUUGGCUUCCUGCUUCCCGAUCCUCUGGUAGGAGCUGGCUGUGCCUCCCCAUCCGCAUGCCACAGGAAAAUAGAGGGGUUGACAGAGCUGCCAGCACCCUACGGCCCCUGGAUGGACAUCGCCCAUGAGCUGCCCCAGCUGAUCGCGAGCCAUCAGCUCCGCUCACGCGUUCACCAGAUGCCGCAGCUGAGCUCCCAGCACCUCCGAGGACGUGAGGAGCUGCACUUGGCACACUUGGUGCUCAGCUUCAUCACCAUGGGCUACGUCUGGCAGGAGGGAGAGGAGGGCACCGUGCAGGUCCUGCCCCGAAAUCUCGCUGUCCCCUACUGGGAGGUGUCACAGGCCCUGGGGCUCCCGCCCAUCCUCAGCCACGCAGACUUUGUGUUGGCCAACUGGAGGAGGAAGGACCCCAACGGGCCUCUGGAAAUUGAGAACCUGGACACGAUCAUCACCCUGCCUGGUGGAGAGAGCCUGCAGGGCUUCAUCCUUGUCACCCUGCUUGUUGAGAAGGCAGCUGUGCCUGGCAUUAAGGCAAUCAGCCGGGCCCUUGGUGCCAUCCUGCAGGGCGAUGAGGAGACCCUGCACAGAGCCUUGGAGGAGCUGGCAGGGGCCAUUGAGGCCAUGAGAGAGGCGCUGAGGCAGAUGCAUGACCAUGUGGAUCCAGAAGUGUUCUACUCUGAGAUCCGGAUCUUCCUCUCUGGCUGGAAGGACAACCCUGCCAUGCCACAUGGGCUCAUCUACGAGGGGGUGUCCCCGGAGCCCUUGGCGUACUCGGGGGGCAGCGCGGCGCAGAGCUCGGUCCUGCACGCCUUUGAUGAGCUCCUGGGGAUCUGCCACCGCCAGGACUGUGCUGCCUUCCUGCACAGGAUGAGGGACUACAUGCCCCCGCCCCACAGAGCCUUUGUGGAGGAGAUCCGGGGUGCCGUGUCCCUGAAGCAGCAUGUGCUGUCCUCGGGGGAUGAGCGGCUCCGAGCCGCCUUCAAUCGCUGCGUGUCUGCGCUGACAGACUUCAGGUCCUACCACAUCAGCAUCGUCACCAAGUACAUCGCCACCGCGGCGGCCAAAGCCAGGGCCAGGCGGGCACAGCCGUGUGCCAGCGCCGGCCCCGCGCUGGGAAAGCCCCCGUCUGCCCUGGAGGCUAAAGGAACCGGCGGCUCCCACAUCUUCAGCUUCCUGAAGAGCAUCAGGGACACCACCAGGGAGGGGAUGAUAAGUGCCUGACCUAGCCCGAGGGU